Saprolegnia diclina VS20 is the source of this 1901-nucleotide messenger RNA. RefSeq lists its product as hypothetical. The transcript has a single exon. Lineage: Eukaryota; Oomycota; Saprolegniomycetes; Saprolegniales; Saprolegniaceae. The record is from RefSeq and is a predicted model, not a curated record. Bases 7 to 1842 code for a protein of 611 amino acids. Gene Ontology annotation, biological process: transmembrane transport. Gene Ontology annotation, cellular component: membrane.
GGCGUUAUGCACCUAUUCUCGGUGGCGCUAUUCCCAAUCUCGGGUCAUCUUCAGUACCAAGAGCCGAAGGAUAUGUUCCCGAAGGUUAGCAACAUCCUCCCGGCGACGCGUGCGAAUGCGCCCAACGUGAUCCAUGUGACGGCCAAGGCAAAGCCCAAGACCAAGCCGCCGUCCGAGGGCAAGCCGCCAUCCGAGAGUGGCCACCCAUCCGGCUGCCGCGUCGAAGAGAACGUCGAAGGCGUCAUUCACGAAGAAGACCGCGCGGGUACGAUCCAUAUCUGGGCGCUCGGUGUUGUCUGCGUCAUGGGCGGCCAGCUCUACGGCUGGAACGCAGCAUUCGAGACUGGGUUUGUGCCGUUCGCGAUCUCCCAGGUGAUGACGGGCGUCGCGUACGUCAUUUACAUUUCGUCAGCAGCCGAGAUCUCCGGCAAACUCGCCUUCUCUGGCGGCUCGUAUGGGCUCACGCGCAUCACGCUCGGCUUUUACGCAGGCUUCAUCGUCGGAUUUCUUGAGCUCUUGGCGUACAUUGCGUCGGCGGCCGUCUCGGUAAGCUACGUUGCCGACUUUCUCACAACGGCAUGGGACCUGCCCAAUAGCUACAAACCGGUCUUAUGGUUCGUCUUUUACGUUGUUUUUAUCGGGAUUUUGCACCUCCGCGGCAAGUACAUGUGGCGCUUCAUGGUCGUCUUUGCGCUCUCGUGCCUCUUGCCGAGCGUGCUCUUUGUGCUCCCGAACCUCGGGCGCGCCAACCUGCGCGUCUACGGUGCGCUCUACGACAAUAGCACCGACGGCAGUAAUAACGCGACCUCGUCGAGUGCGAUCUGGGCCUCGGGCACUCUGAGUUCGGCGUUCUUUGCGUGGAUGCCGUACACGUCGUGGGCGUAUGCCGGCGUCGAGUGCCUCACGCUCGUCACGAGCAUGGUCGCGAACCCCAAGCGCGCGAUGCCACGAGGUAUGGUCGCGGCUACGUGGACGCUCUUCAUCUCCAACAUUGCACUUAUCUUUAUCGUCCCGUCGCUCCCUCCGGGCAUGAACGAGCUCAUUAGCGCCGAGUUUCCGCUCAACUACGGCUUCGCGCUUGGCCUCGGCGCGUCCGAGACGGUCGGCCAGUGGCUCAUCUUGCCGGCGCAAAUGGGCAUGGCUGCCGGCUUCUUCCUCCCGUACGCGCAGCUCACAAUGGCGCUUGCCAACUCGAAUUUACUCCCGGCCUGUCUCAAACUCAAAAAUCGAGCUUCGACGCUCUGGCCGAUGGUUGCGUCGUCCAUGUUUGGGUACCUCCUCUGCACGCUGGGGCACUUGAGCCCGUCCUUCCAAGCGUCGACGCAAAACAUCUUCAUCUUGUCGGCCACGUUUUGCUAUGUCGCGCAGCUUAUCGGCUUUGUCAAGCUCCGCACCACGUACAAGACUCCGCCGGACGGCUACAAAAGUCCAUAUGGCAUUCUCGGCGCGUACUUUGCCGCGUUUGUGUACGGCUUGAUGGCGCUCUCGAUCGUCGGCGGCUUCCAGGGCGACGACGGCGUCGCGGCCAUCGCGCUCCUCCUCUUCAUGGGCCUCCUCUCGAUUUACUACCACGCGGUUGGGAAGCAUGUGCAAACGCUCUCGAAAGACGAGUAUGCGUCCGUCUUCAAGUUCUCGAUCAUGAAGUACAACCAUACGCGUGCCAAGCAACUCAAGGCCGCCAAGCUCAAGGCGGCCAAGCAGCAUUCUGGCGCGACCAGCUCCGAGACCAACCACCGGUUUUGGCACAAGUGGCUCAAGCACUCGACCAAGAGCACGGUCGCGCCGUCAUUGAGCAAGACGUCGGUGAGCACGCAUCCGAGGUUGCCGCCCAAGACGCAUUAGGUGGCUCUUGCAUUGGUGUACAUAUGUAUAAAGAAGAAUCCACCGUCUCGCUUCUUGCU